AUGUCCCCACCUUCUUCCCAAUAUUCUUCUUCUUCUUUCUCCUCUAAUAAAUGUCAUGAUGAUCCGGUGAGUGGAGACGCAUGUCAGAAUGAUCCGGUGAGUAGAGACGCAGCAACCAUUCUCAACUCCAACAAUCAUAAACAAGCCCUUCAAUUUUUCAAUUAUUCUUUAAAACACUACCCAAUAACUUCUCCAACCAACAAUCUUCCUGGCCUUUAUUCAGCCAUUGUCCAUGUCUUAACACGUGCCGGAAUGUACAAGCCUGCCAGGUGCUUGAUCAAAGACCUCAUCCAAACCCUCCUCCUACAUCCAUCCUGCAAAUCCGAAAACCAUGUUCCUUCUUUAGUUUUCGAUGCUCUUAAUCGUUUACAAAGCUCUGAAAAAUUCAGUCCUGAUGUGUUUGGAGUGCUCAUUAUUGCAUUUUGUGAGAUGGGUCUUGUUGAUGAAGCCUUAUGGGUUUAUCAAAAGAUUGUUAAAGUAAUGCCCCCUUCAGAGCAAGCUUGUAAUGCGCUAUUAAAUGGGUUGGUUAAGACGGGUAGGUUUGGUUCCAUGUGGGAGUUAUACAAGGACAUGAUUUCGUGCAAGGUAUUGGUUCCUAGUGUUGUCACUUAUGGUGUAUUGGUUGGUGCUUGUUGUCGCCAAGGUGAUGUUUCUAAAGCUAGGAGUUUGAUUUUUGAUGAGAUGGUGAAGGAGAAGGGGAUUGGACCAAACGAUUUUAUCUACAAUACUCUUAUCCGUAGUUUUUGCUGCGAGAGUAAAUUGUUAGAAGCGGAAGCUCUGUUUCAAGAGAUGCGGGAAUCUGGGGUUUUGCCAGAUUUGUAUACUUAUAACAUUCUGAUUGAUGGUUACUGCAAAACGGCAAACGUCAAGCAAGCACUUCACUUGUAUCAGGGCAUACUGGGUGGUGAUCUGCGCCCAAAUGUUGUUACGUUUGGUAUCUUAAUAAAUGCACUUUGCAAAGCGGGAGAAUUAUUGGCAGCAAGGAGUUUGUUCGUGCACAUGGCUAAGUUUGGUGUGUCUCCCAAUUUACAUGUGUAUAAUUCUCUCAUUUAUGGCCACUAUAAUUCACGGAAUCUAUUUGAAGCUAUUCUUUUGUUUUUGGAGAUGCAAAAGUUCAAAAUUUCACCUGAUGUUUUUACAUACAGUAUACUUAUAAAGGGUUUUUGUAGCGUGGGUAGAACAGAAGAAGCCGAUGUGUUACUGAAAAGAAUGAAUAGGGAAGGGGUUAUUGCAAACUCUGUAACAUACAAUUCCCUAAUCAGUGGACACUGUAAGGAAGGAAAGAUGGAAAAGGCUCUGGAGGUGCUUUCUCAGAUGACUGAAAAGGGUGUAGAACGAGAUAUUAUCACCUUUUCUACAUUGAUUGAUGGUUAUUGCAAGGCAGGGAACAUGCAAUCUGCUACAAGUUUAUACUCGGAAAUGUUAACCAAAAGUAUUGUACCUGAUGUGGUAGUGUUCACAGCUUUGAUUAAUGGGCACUGUAAAAUUGGUAACAUGAAAGAGGCCCUUCGGCUGCAUAAGGAGAUGCUGGAGGCCGGGCUCAACCCCAACAUUUUCACAGUCAAUUGUUUAAUUAAUGGCUUUUGCAAAGGUGGGACGACUUCUGAUGCUAUCAAUUUUUUUUUGGAGAACACUAGGGGUGGGCUUACUGGAAAUCAAGUCAAUAAAAUGAACGGCAGUUUUUGUACUCCCGAUCAUGUAACGUACACGUCUUUAAUUCAAGGCUUGUGCAUGGAUGGUCAAAUUUUUGAAGCUACCAAGUUUUUUUCGGAUAUGAGAUUCGGUGGUAUACAACCAGAUGCUUUUACUUACACUGUCAUGUUAGAGGGGCAUCUGACGGUGAAGCAUAUGAUGGAUGUGAUGAUGUUGCAUGCUGAUAUGAUUAAGAUGGGUAUCAUGCCAAAUGAGAACAUAUGUCUGAUCUUAGCAAGGGGUUAUCAAGAAAAUGGAUACCUAAGCCUUGAGGUUAAUCAUCAUCAACCACAAGCCACUCAUGAGUUGAAUUAUUUCCUCCCUCGAGCACAAGUUUCUCAGUUGAAUUUCCAGCUGUGUCAACCUCAAGGAACCAAUGAGAAAGAAUUGAGGAGUAACUGGAGCAGGAGAAAUAAUAGAUAUUUAAGAGGAGGCCUGAUUAUUGGUGAUGCUGCAGGAGCAAGCACGAGCACUAAUGAAUAUGCUAUGAAUGUUGGUGAUGCUGGAGCAAGCACAAAUGGAUACACUAUGAAUAUUGGCAGUGGCAUGCCAAUAUUCAUGCAGGCUCGAAACAUCCAAAGUAAUAUCAUGCCUAUAUGUAGUUUCAAAUUGCAAUUGCGUAUGAUCCUGUGGUGGGAUGAUUUUGUGUCAUGA
This is a messenger RNA of Dovyalis caffra, 2346 nucleotides long. NCBI's taxonomy places the organism in Eukaryota, Viridiplantae, Streptophyta, Magnoliopsida, Malpighiales, Salicaceae. The record is from the annotation of a GenBank genome assembly.